This is a messenger RNA of Megalops cyprinoides (Indo-Pacific tarpon), 963 nucleotides long. RefSeq names its product retinol dehydrogenase 5 (11-cis/9-cis) (gene rdh5). Gene Ontology annotation, molecular function: oxidoreductase activity. Bases 1 to 963 code for a protein of 320 amino acids. Lineage: Eukaryota; Metazoa; Chordata; Actinopteri; Elopiformes; Megalopidae. The record is from RefSeq and is a predicted model, not a curated record. The transcript is spliced from 4 exons.
AUGUGGCUGUACGGACUGGCAGCGGUGGUUGUCCUCUGGAUGCUGGUGUGGCUGUGGAGGGACAACCUGGAAAUCCCUGCCAUCGGUGAGAAGUACGUUUUUGUGACCGGCUGUGACUCUGGCUUCGGCAACCUUCUGUGCAAGCGCCUGGACCGCCGUGGCCUCAACGUACUUGCUGGGUGCUUGACCGAGAAGGGUGCCGACGACCUACGGCGAGCCACGGGCCCGAAGCUGAAGACCACGCUGCUGGAUGUGACAGACAGCGCCAGCAUCCAGCGGGCCAUGGAGUGGGCAAAAAAGGAGGUCGGGGAUAGAGGACUGUGGGGACUUGUGAACAAUGCUGGACGUUCGUUGCCCAUGGGUCCCACGGAGUGGAUGAGAAUCGAGGACUUCCACAGCACACUGCGGGUCAACAUGAUGGGUUUGAUCGAGAUGACGCUGACCUUCCUGCCGCUGUUGAAGCGGGGUCGCGGACGCGUCGUCAAUGUGGCGUCCGUGCUGGGCAGGGUGGCUGCCAACGGCGGUGGGUACUGCAUCUCCAAGUUCGGGGUGGAGUCUUUCUCCGACUGUCUCAGGAGGGACAUCCACUAUUUUGGAAUUAAAGUGAGCAUCAUCGAGCCAGGGUUCUUCAAGACAGCGGUGACCAGCCUGGAGCCCAUUGAGAGGGAGCUGCACCGCUUAUGGAACCAGCUCACCCCUGAGGUGCGCGAGAGCUACGGAGAGAAGUACUUCGAUAGAUACAUCAAGGUCCAGCGGUUCAUAAUGAACACUGUGUGUGACUCAGACCUGAGCAAAGUCACCAACUGCAUGGAGCACGCCUUGACAGCCCGCCACCCUCGUACCCGGUAUAGCGCUGGCUGGGACGCCAAGAUUGGCUGGAUCCCCCUCUCCUACGCCCCAGCCUUUGUCAUCGACAGCAUGCUCAAAUUUGUGCUGCCACGCCCGGCGCACAGUGUCUCUUAG